Catharus ustulatus (Swainson's thrush) is the source of this 885-nucleotide messenger RNA. Its product is annotated as serine/threonine-protein kinase PAK 3-like. The coding region runs from base 176 to 865 and encodes 229 amino acids. The record is from RefSeq and is a predicted model, not a curated record. Gene Ontology annotation, molecular function: protein serine/threonine kinase activity; ATP binding. Gene Ontology annotation, biological process: regulation of axonogenesis; intracellular signal transduction; regulation of MAPK cascade. The transcript has 8 exons. Gene Ontology annotation, cellular component: cytoplasm. Lineage: Eukaryota; Metazoa; Chordata; Aves; Passeriformes; Turdidae.
CUCAGCAGCAGGAGACUGAGGAGAAGCACUUGGAGCUACUGAGGAAAAUAGUGAACAUGGAAAAUCCUGUGACAAAAUACACUGAACUGGAAAAUAUUGGCAGCGGGUGGCCAUAAAGAAAGUAAAUCUCCAUGGACUGAGGACAAAGGAACUAAAAGUCACUGAACUCCUGGUCAUGAAGAUGAACAGUAAUCCCAACCUGGUCAACUAUUUAGACAGCUACCUUGUGGGUAAGCAAUUCUGGCUGGUGGUGGAAUACAUGGAUGGAGGCACUCUGAGUGAUGCCAUCAGCAAGACCUACCUAUGUGAGGAUGAGAUGGCAGCCAUCAGUCGGGAGUGCCUGAAAGGACUUGAUUUUCUUCACAUGAACCACGUGAUCCAUGGAAAUGUGAAGAGCCACAACAUCCUUCUCAGAACCGAUGGCUCUGUCAAGCUGGCUGAUUUUGGCCUCUUUGCUCUGCUCACCCCUGAGCAGAGUAGACAGAACUCAGUGGCCAGCACUUUGGGGUGGAUGGCACCUGAAGUGGUGACAGGUCAACCAACUGGCCCCAAAGUGGACAUAUGGUCCUUUGGAAUUGUGGGCAUCGAAAUGGUUGAAGGAGAAGUUCCUCACUGGAAUAAAACUCCUGUCUGGCCUCAACUCCUGAUAGCCACAGGAGGGAAGCCAAAGCUGCAGCAGCCCAACCUCUUCUCACCUGGGCUGCGGGACUUCCUGAGCUGCUGCCUGCAGACAGACGAGGCGCGGCGCUGGUCUGCCAAGGAGCUCCUGCAGCAUCCAUUUGUAUCAUCAGUCAAGCCUACUCCCUGCCUGGUGCCACUGAUCAUUUCUGUGAAGAAGAUGAAGAUGGAGAAGGGGCUACCAUAAUCACAACUGGACUAUUUACU